Molecule: messenger RNA, 4996 nt
Organism: Peromyscus californicus insignis
Lineage: Eukaryota; Metazoa; Chordata; Mammalia; Rodentia; Cricetidae
Gene: Hesx1
Product: HESX homeobox 1
Exons: 4
Coding region: 4245-4802 (185 amino acids)
Biological process (GO): regulation of transcription by RNA polymerase II; pituitary gland development; forebrain development
Cellular component (GO): nucleus
Molecular function (GO): DNA-binding transcription repressor activity, RNA polymerase II-specific; RNA polymerase II cis-regulatory region sequence-specific DNA binding
Source: RefSeq, a predicted model, not a curated record
UGGAGCGAUGCCUAGAGGAGGAAGAGACUACCCAGGGGACAAACAUUCCAGAUAGUGACUGUAAUCAUCUCAAGAUCUAAAGGCAAGGCUGAACAUGGAGGAUCCAUGAAGAGGAGGGGCACCUGGUGUGGCUGGAAUGGAAUGAUGGGAGAAUACAUUAGGAGAUGAUGUGUGUAAUCAUAUAUGUCAGUACGUAUGGAAGGGCGGAGUCAAGGGAGACUCUGGCCUGCCAUCCAAGGAGCAAUAUAUAAUGGGACACAGGUAAAGCCACAGAACAUGUGGUGAUACAUAGAUUAAUAGAAAUGGGUUGAGUUAAGUUAUAAGAGAGAGCUAGCAAGAAGCUUGAGUCAUAGGCCACCCCGUGUGUAAUUAAUAAUAAGCCUCUGAGUAAUUUUAUUCCUUUCUGAGCUUCAUCAAAGAUGAUGUUACUGAAUCAAAGCAACUCUCCAUAAAGAAAUGACAAAUGUUUGAAGAGCCUUAAAAUAAGAAUAAAGAUACCCGGGUGGCUGGGUGGUGGUGGUACACACUUUUAAUCCUAGCACUAGGGUGGCAGAGGCACUAUAUUUUUUAAAAGAUCUCUUAGGCCAGGCGGUGGUGGUGCACACCUUUGAUCCCAGUGCUCCGGAGGCAGAAGUAGACGGAUCUGAGUUCAAGGCCAGCCUGUUCUACAAUGUGAGUUCUAAGACAGCAAGGGCUACACAGAGAAACCCUGUCUAAUAAAACAAACAAGAACUUUUAGAAUAAAGAAAGAAAAAAAAGACAGAAUCGGAGACAGAAGGCAGGCAGAGGGAUUGGACCACUUAGUAUAGGUCAAUGGUAAAUUUAAAAGGAAAUAGCGCCGGGCGGUGGUGGCGCAUGCCUUUAAUCCCAGCACUCGGGAGGCAGAGCCAGGCGGAUCUCUGUCAGUUCGAGGCCAGCCUGGGCUACCAAGUGAGUUCCAGGAGAGGCGCAAAGCUACACAGAGAAACCCUGUCUCGAAAAACCAAAAAAAAAAAAAAAAAAAAAAGGAAAUAGCAGAAAGUGGAACAGUUCUGGGAGAUUUCAAAAAGGCCUAACUUUUGGAUUAUGGACAUAGAAGAAGGAGAAAACACGAUUGCAAAGGCAUAGAGAAUAUCUCCAAUAAAAUAAUAGAAGAACUUUGCCCAAUCCUGUAGAUACAAGAGACCUGUAGAACUCUGAAUAGACCAGGACUAGAAAAGCAACUCCCCAUGACAUAUAUACUUAAAACAUUAAAAACACAGAAUAGCUGGAUGGUGGUGGCGAAUGCCUUUAAUCCCAGCACUCUCAAGGCUAGCCUGGUCUACAAAGAGAGUUCCAAGACAGUCAGGACUACACAGAGAAACCAUAUCUCGGAAAACCUUAAAAACAAAACAAACAGACAAACAAAAAACCUAAAUAAAGAGUAUUAAAAGCUGCAAAGGAGCAAGGUCAAGUCACUUAUAAUGUGGAGCCCACCAGAGUAAGACUCAGUGACUAUCUGACAGAAACUUUUAAGUGCAGAAGGGCCUGACAAGAUGUAUUCUAAGUUCUUAAAGACAACAACCCUGCAAAACUGUAUACUAAAAUUGAAGAAGAAAUAAAAUCAUUGCACAAUAAAAACACAUUUUUUGAAAAAUGAUUUUGUUAUGACCACUAAGCCAUCUUUACAGAGGACACUAGAAGGAAUACGCUGGUCCGACCACAAAGAUAAACACAUUAAAGAUGUCACAGGGAGUAUAUAAAUAAUUCCAGAACAUUUAAUUAAAGGAGGUAUAAGAAAACACCACAACAAAAUGACAGGAAUUAAUAUACAUUGUUUGAUAACAACACUUAACAUUAAUGGUCUCAAUUCUCCAAUAAAGAGAUGUAGAUUAGCAGAUUGGAUUAUAAACAGGACUCAUGUGGUGGUGAGGGCAAGGGAAAGACGCCCUCUCCGCCCCGCCCUUGCCCCUACUGCCUGUGGUGGGCAAGGGAGCAUACCCAUCCUUACCAACUUCAGCACUCGGGAAAGUGGGCCCUGCACCUCGCCUGGGCAGCAUGAUAGAGCCAUAUGGUGGUAUGGGAGGGGGAGAGACACCCCACACCACCACACUCCCCCAUCUCCCACCCCCACGCCCACCACUGCCUGUGGCAGGUGGGAGAGCUGGCCCUGAGGUCAUAAGAGUGGAAGAGCUGUCCCUGUCCCUGCUCCUCACCAGCUGAAGCACUAGGAGAGAGGCCCCUGCACCUGCCUGGGCAACACAGUAGCGCUGGUCCUAAUGGUGUAGGUGUGGGAGAGCCGACCCUGAGGGCGUGAAAGCAGGAGAACUGGCCCCGCCCCUUACCCUCAUAGCAAGGGGUGUACAAGCCAGGGCAGUGCUGGAGAGCUUACCCUGGUGGUGAGGCUAGGGGAGAGCUGGCAGGCUGACCAAACUAGCAACUACCCAGGCUCAGAACCAGAGUUGACCUACCCCAGCAUUCACCCCAUCUAUGAUCUGCUGGAAGCACGUGAAGGGGCCGGUCGUGCAGAUCCAAAGCUUCAGGAUCUCCAUGACUCAGGGCAACAACAGGACACACAAGAGGAGUGCCAUGGAGGGCCCAGCAUCCAGAGUGGAGCAGAAACCAGAGGUCUUGAACCAGAACAGUGACUCUUUGCAAUGAACACUUGCAAGUAAAGAUAUAUGAAUUAAAAAGAAAAAGAAAAGGAAAUACCACACCUUUAAUCCCAGCACUUCGGAAGCAGAGGCAGGCAAAUCUCUGUUUUUAAAAUAAUAAUAAUAAUAAUAAUAAUAAUUGUUUUAAUGUGCAUUGGUGUUUUGCAUGCAUGUAUGUCUGUGUGAGGUUGUCAGAUCCCCCAGGAACUGGAGUUACAGUUGUUAGCUGUCAUGUGGGUUCUGGGAAUUGAACCUGGGUCCUCUGGAAGAGCAACCAGUACUCUCAAUCACCUCCAGCCUGAGAUCUCUGUAAAUCUGAGGCCAGCCUAGUCUACAAAGUGAGUUCCAGGACAGCCAGGGCUGUUACACAGAGAAACCCUGUCUUGAAAAACAAAAAAGAAAAUAUCAGACCAGUUAGCAUUUGACUGAGCUUUUCUGGACUCAACUGACUUGACUAUAGCCUGUAAGAAGAGUUAGAGUCUGAUCCACACGUCCAUUCUAGAGCUUAGGCUGAAGGGCAGUAGCUACCCUGGGGAUGAUGUCACAGUGUUAUCAGGAAAGCAAACCAAUCAUACUAACAGGUUUUGAGCCUUUGUUCACAUUCUUUCCACUAGUCAAAGCAAGUGACACAGACAAGCCUUAAGUCAAGAGGUGGGACAUGCACUGUGUCCCCCACCUUUAAUCCCAGUGUUCAGCAGGCAGAGGGAGGCAGAUUCAAUUCAAGGCCAACCUGGCCUGUAGAGCUGGUUCCAUAACUAUAUAAUAAGACCCUGUCUCAAAAAAGAAAAGAAAAAGAAAAAAGGGUAUAGUUAACUAUGUUCUUUGAAAUAACUGUGUUAAGGAAAGAAAUUAUUCUCUGUAGCAUAUGAACUUCAUGUAAGCUUGUAUCUUUCUCAUUUUAAAGAAAGAAUGAAAGAAAGGAAUUAGCCCAUUAAUUAUUUAAAAUACGUGGUGCAACUGUUCCUAUGAAUUAAUCCAAGGCACUUGGAAGACAAUUACACUCUGUGUUAAUAACAUUGCCAGGCUUUUCCAGUAUGCUGCCCUCCAAAGAGUACUGUGAUUUUGUUGACAACGUUCACUAUUACAUAUGCAUAUGGAAAACAGGCAUUUUCAUCAGAAUUACCGUAAUAGCAUUAAGAGAUUAUUACUUUUUCCAGUUUCCUUGGAAGAACAUUCACUAAAUCAGAUUAUUGUUUACUUGACUGCUCUUCUCUCUGUCCUGUACAUUUAGGUAACUAGAAUCCUGGAAAAUAUAAACUUCAGGAUAAAAACAUGAUUUUAUACAUUAAUGAUCUCAAAUAAAAGAGGAGUGCUACCUUCGUGCAUCACUUCUUUCAACAAAGUUAAGUCUGUGUUCUGCUUAGGAGAGAUAACACUUUUUGUCCCUGUAGGUGGCCCCCUGGUGUAGCCAUUAGUUGCUAAUUACUUGCAAACAAAUAAACAAUUAACUCCUUAAGCUGCUGGCUAGGCAAGUGUUCAUUGACUUGCUAAAACUUUCUAAAACAGGAUUUUAAUUAGUGACGUUCAAAACCCAGCCCCCUAGUCAACAAAGCUAUAAGGUGAAGUGCUGGAAGGUCCCAGCUCUGCACACGUGGGGCAGGAGCCCUCCAGCUCUGUACCACACAGAGGAGGAUGUCGCCCAGCCUUCGGGAAGGUGCUCAGCUCCAGAAAAGCAAACCCUCAUCCUGCUCCUUCUCAAUUGAGAGCAUUUUAGGACUGGACCAGAAAAAAGACUGUGGACCGUCAACAAGACCCCACAGACCGUGGACAGACACCUGCAGCGACUCAGAGAAAUACAGCAACUCGUGCCUACGUGCCCCAGAUCUUCCCAGUGAGAUCUCAUUUCCUUGUCCCGUGGAUCACCCAAUGCCAGAAGAAGGGGCUUUGAAAUAUGAAAAUUAUUUUUCAGCCUCAGAAACACUCUCUUUGAAAAGAGAGUUGAGCUGGUACAGAGGACGAAGACCAAGAACUGCUUUUACCCAAAAUCAGGUUGAAGUAUUGGAAAAUGUCUUCAGAGUGAACUGCUAUCCUGGAAUUGACAUCAGAGAAGACUUAGCUCAAAAGCUAAAUCUAGAGGAAGACAGAAUCCAGAUUUGGUUCCAAAAUCGUCGGGCAAAGCUGAAAAGGGCCCGUAGAGAAUCACAGUUUCUAAUGGCAAAAAAACCCUUCAACACAGAUCUUCUGAAAUAGUUUUUAAAAGUACACAUGUGAGAUUCUCUUCCAAUUGCGGAACACAAGGAAUCAAUGGAAAUCCCAAGUAUCUAAAAUGUUACCGUCUCUUUCCUGUACCUAAUGAAUAUUGUCAUGCUUUCUGAGAAUAUUGCAAAUAAUUAUGAUUCUAGCAUAGUACAUAUUAUAUCUGGACAUUUUUAGUUAUAAUAAAU